Cicer arietinum (chickpea) is the source of this 1078-nucleotide messenger RNA. RefSeq names its product NDR1/HIN1-like protein 26. The record is from RefSeq and is a predicted model, not a curated record. Lineage: Eukaryota; Viridiplantae; Streptophyta; Magnoliopsida; Fabales; Fabaceae. Gene Ontology annotation, cellular component: plasma membrane; plasmodesma. Gene Ontology annotation, biological process: defense response to other organism.
UCAAAGUUGAAAAAUUCAAUCCCUUCAUAUAAUUUUCUCCUUUCUCCAACUUCAUUACAAAACCACAACCACAACCACAUCUCAUUUCUCAAACUCCACCAUUCUUCAUCUCCCAAAAAAGAAAAUGUACGGCAACGAUCACAUACCCGUUCACCACGCUUCCGGUCAGAACCCGAAUCCAAAACCCGUAAAACGCCACCAUUCCACCAAAUACUACAUCCAACGGGUCCAAGAUAGCCUCACAACCCGAGUCUCUAAAAUGGUCUGCACCGUCUUUUUGAGCCUCCUCGCAAUUAUUGGGCUCAUCAUUUUUAUCAUCUGGCUCAGUUUACGUCCGCACCGGCCCAGGUUUUUUAUCCACGAGUUUACCUUACCGGGCCUGGCCCAACAAUCCAGUUACGGAAAUGCCCAAGUAACAUUCAAAGUAAAUGCCCGAAACUCCAACCAAAAUAUUGGGGUUUACUAUGAGUCAAUGGACGGGUCAGUUUAUUACCGGAACCAAAAAAUCGGGUCAAUACCGUUACUUUCUUCGUUUUAUCAGGGGCCAAAGAAUACCACAGAGGUGGACGGCGUUUUCAGUGGUACAACGUUGACCAUUAGUAGUCAAGGUUGGUCAGAAAUCCAAAACGAUAGGGAUGAUGGUAGCGUAAUGUUCAGUUUGGAAUUAACGUCUGUGAUUAAAUUUAAGAUAUCCACGUGGGGUAGUAAACGCCAUAAGAUGCAUGCCAAUUGUGAUGUCGCUGUGGGACCCGAUGGCUCUCUCUUACAUAUUUACAAGGACAAGAAGUGCCCUGUUUACUUCGAUUAAGACAUUGGAUCCUAAUUUUCACUAAUUGUUUUUUAAUUGAUUGAUUAAUUAACUUUGUUCUUUGUUACAAAAAAAAUCACAUUUGCCUCUUUUUUAUUUUUACAAUCUUUACUUUCGUUCUUAUUUAAUCUUGGUUUUAUUUAUUUUUCCUUUCCAAAUAAGGCAUUGCUGUUCAUUCGUCUUAUCUAGUCAUCUUGAUGGUUUUCGCACAUUGGGAUUUACUAAGUUUGUGAGAAAUGGAAAAGAUCAUUAGAAUUUUAUUGCGUGGCA